UUGACUUUCCGUUCCCUUGUCUGACUCUCUAUCUCUCUCUCUCUUCUUCCUCCAUCCAUCGCUCGCUUCGCUUUCCCAUCCACCGCCACCGCCAUGGAUCCCUUCCACCAUCUCAACACCGCCUUCUCCAACCCCUACCACCCGCUCCUCUCCUCCUCGCCCUCGCCCCCGCACCACCACUUCCCUCCCCUCCCCCCUCCGCCGCCCCCUCCUCUCCCUCCCGCCGCCGCCGCCGACCCGCCCGAGCGGGAGCGCCUGCCGCAGUGGUCCCACGCCGAGACCUCCGCCUUCCUCGCCAUCCGCGCCGACCUCGACCACUCCUUCCUCUCCACCAAGCGCAACAAGGCCCUCUGGGAGGCCGUCUCCGCGCGCCUCCACGCGCAGGCCGGCGGCGGCUUCGCGCGCACGCCCGACCAGUGCAAGUCCAAGUGGAAGAACCUCGUCACCAGGUUCAAGGGCACGACCGGCGACGUUGCGCAUCCGUCAGAGGGCGAUCCUUCUGGCGUCGCCGCGGGGGCAAGGGGUUCGUUCCCAUUCCACAACGAGAUGCGGCGGAUCUUCGACGCGAGGGUUGAAAGGGCGCGCGCAUUGGACGCGAAGAAGGCCAAGGGGAAAGACCCAGCCGCACGGGGUGAUCCGGACGACGACGACGGUGGUGGUGGUGUCGGCGACGAGGACGAGGAAGACAUGGAGCUGUUGGAAGACGAGGAGGAAAUCGCAGAAACGAAGGGGGCCGUGGGGAGGAAGCGGAGAAGGAGUAAGCCGGCGCUGGCGAGGACGGCGUCUGCGGGAGGAUCAGGGAUCGAGAUAGGCGAGGUGGAGGCGGUGCUGCGGGAGUUCAUGCGGCGUCAGACGGAGAUGGAGGAGCGGUGGAUGGAGGCGGCCGAGGCGCGGGACGCCGAGCGGCGCGCGCGCGAGGAGGAGUGGCGCGCCGCCAUGGUCGCGCUCGGCGAGGAGCGGCUCGCGCUCGUGCGGCGGUGGCGGGAGCGGGAGGACGCGUGGAGGGCGCGCGCCGAGGAGCGCGAGGAGCGGCGGCACCAGCUCGUCGCCGCACUGCUCGCCAAGCUCGGCGGCGGCGGCGACACGUCCUAGCUAAUCCAUCAUUCCAAUGCAAUGACGCACUCGACCGGUACGGAUCAAAGCCACUCGCUGCUCCAUCGAUUCCUAGGCUAGGCUCCUAGCUAGCUCGCACCAUCACUAGGAAAUGUAAUGUGCUAGUGAACAAAUAAUCAUCUCAUUUUGACGGAGAGAUCGUAAUUCUUGGAUUCUUAAUUGCUCAGGACGAUUGAUUAAUUCAUCGCCGCAAAGUGAUUGACGGCCGGCCUGCCGGAUAAGCGGCUCCUUUAAUUAGAUCAUCAGUUUGUACUUUCUACACCGACAGAUCAAAUCCAUGGUCUUGCAUGUGUCUAGUACCUUUGUUAGGGUUUCUUUAGGUAGUGAGAGGUCAGGAAAGGAGGCCGGUGUGUACUGAACUACUGAUGUGGUAAAAAGGGUUUUGUACAUCUUUACUUA
Lolium perenne is the source of this 1512-nucleotide messenger RNA. RefSeq names its product trihelix transcription factor GT-3b-like. The record is from RefSeq and is a predicted model, not a curated record. NCBI's taxonomy places the organism in Eukaryota, Viridiplantae, Streptophyta, Magnoliopsida, Poales, Poaceae.